CUCUGCUUAACACUUGGGUAACUGAAGAUGGCGUAUUGCUUGUCCCUGUGAAAGUUUCACGUAAGUUUAUUGGUUCAGAGGAUAGAAAUAUCUAUACUGAUACAGUGGCCACCACCCAAUGUUAAUCAUUUGAAAAACAACAAGACGAAAAUCAAAAAAUGAUUUAUUUUUAAUUGUCUAGCCUAGCUCUUUUAGUAAUAUUCAAGUAGUUAUUCUUUCUAUGUCUCCUUUUCUUGCCCUUUGUAAUGACUGUUUCUGUUCUACUAAAAGAUCUAUUGUAUGCACUUAAGGUAUAUUCCAAGUAAUUAACAAAUACUUUGUAACUGGUAUUGCUUUGACCGAAGGCUUUUAAAAAUGCAUUCAAUAAAAGAUACAGUUUUUCGUCGGGUGUUAUCGUCAAUGGUGGCAUUGCUAUUAUCAGCUGUCCAAUCUUCAAAACAAUAUCUGCAGCGCAAAUUAAUAAACAGGAUAGGUGUGUUAAAUCUGUCGCACAUACCAAUCAAAAAGCUUUCGUUAAUAAACCCAAUGAUACUUCCGCACAACCUUCUGCUAUGUGCUUCAGUUUUUAAUGCUGCUAUGUAUAUCAGCUCAUACAAGUUGCGUACAAUGGCCGGUUUAGAAUUCAUACUUGAGUCCAUUAAAAUAUCAUGGUACUGUCCCUUGAUAGCACUAUUGUUAUGGAUAAUUAGAUAUAUGCAAGAUGUGAUAUAAAUAUAUAUACGUAUUACCUGACGCAGCUCCGCAACAGGGC
This is a messenger RNA of Mucor mucedo, 751 nucleotides long. RefSeq lists its product as uncharacterized. NCBI's taxonomy places the organism in Eukaryota, Fungi, Mucoromycota, Mucoromycetes, Mucorales, Mucoraceae. The transcript has a single exon. The annotation marks the transcript as partial. The record is from RefSeq and is a predicted model, not a curated record.